Messenger RNA from Pangasianodon hypophthalmus (striped catfish), 577 nucleotides. RefSeq names its product musculoskeletal, embryonic nuclear protein 1a (gene mustn1a). Gene Ontology annotation, biological process: chondrocyte proliferation; tissue regeneration; chondrocyte differentiation. The transcript is spliced from 3 exons. NCBI's taxonomy places the organism in Eukaryota, Metazoa, Chordata, Actinopteri, Siluriformes, Pangasiidae. The coding region runs from base 262 to 489 and encodes 75 amino acids. The record is from RefSeq and is a predicted model, not a curated record. Gene Ontology annotation, cellular component: nucleus.
GCACAUCAGUUUAUUUUUCACAGCCGUAUGAACCAGUUAGAAUGAAAAGCCAUCAUAUACAUCACCAUGUGAACUGAGCGAAAAGAGAGAGGAGGGAGGAGUAAUGGACUGACUCAUGCUUUGGCCAGCACAAUUAUGGUCCACUGGGAUUGUGUGUGUUUAAAGGAAGGAAGGAAACAUCAAGUUCAAGGGAGGACUCCAACCAAAGCUGCAAGGCUGCAGUAAAGUUUGGAUUUGAGCACCAGCUGAAAGAUCCUGAACAUGUCUCAGCUACAGGAGGAGGGAGAGGAGGGGAAGAUAAAGAGGCCGGAGGUGAGGAAUGAGGACCUGAUUCAAGCAAGGGAUAAGCUGGCAUCCGGGACUCCGGUGAAGAGUAAGACCUUUGAAGUGAUGGAGGAAUGUGAACGUGUGGGGAAAGUCGCUCCAUCCGUGUUCAGUAAUGUUCGAUCCGGAGGAGAGACCGUCUUCAACAAACCCAGCAAAAAGUAGCAUGGAAAAUCAUUCAGAUUCACCUACUUUCAGAAUCUGUAUUCUAAGUGUUGAAGUAAAAGGUUGAAUAAAAAUGGUCAUGGUGUGA